This is a messenger RNA of Pangasianodon hypophthalmus (striped catfish), 3423 nucleotides long. RefSeq names its product transmembrane protein with metallophosphoesterase domain (gene tmppe). The transcript has 5 exons. The coding region runs from base 409 to 1728 and encodes 439 amino acids. The record is from RefSeq and is a predicted model, not a curated record. NCBI's taxonomy places the organism in Eukaryota, Metazoa, Chordata, Actinopteri, Siluriformes, Pangasiidae. Gene Ontology annotation, molecular function: hydrolase activity.
CCAGCCGCUGUUAAGUCAAAGAAGAAGAACAAGAAAAAACAACAAAGACGAAAAAAGAAGCAGAAGAAGAGUAGCAUUUUAAGGCACUUGUACAUUAUGUGUUAUCUUUGACAUACGAUUUGUAUUUCCUGAUGAUUACGUGGUAAAAUAUUGUAUAUUUCUAUAACUGUUGUGUCAUGACUCGUGAUGAGAGAUAGCUCAAUGGAGUUUAAAGAGCCUGUAUGGUUGUUUCCGGAAGUGCAGCGAACAUUUAAAAUUCUUCUUGAGCUGAAUUAUGAAGGUAUUUAAGUGUACAGAAAAAAAUCUGUAAUUAUUUCUAUCUCUUAAUGGUUGAUUUAUGAAGUCUUUACCACGCACAGAGCAGCUUAACUCGCGCCAGGGGUCAGUAACCUGUCAGACCCUCCGAAGAUGUUCGGCUUCUCUCGGCUCUCAGCCGAAGGGAAAGUGGGCGUGGCUACAGGGGUCGUGUUCUUCUCUAUGCUCAUAUCCAGAACGGUGUUGUCGGAGCGCGUGGAUGUAGGCAUGCGCGCGCGGUUGUUUCGGGCGCAGUUUCUUCUGUUCAUCAACUCGCUGCUGCUCCUCGGCUCGCUCUACAUCUGGAAGCGCGUGGUGACGCGGCUGUGCGGCGCGAGACUCCCUGCCGCCGCGUCAGCGCGCACCUGGUCGCACAGGUGUUGGCGCGCGGCUGUGCUGCUCUUCCUCGCGCUCGCUCACUGCAGCUACCUGAGCAUGUUCUACCUGGUGGACACGGAACCGCACUGGCUGUCCGUGCUGAGCUUCAGCUGCCUGGGUGUGUACGUCAUCCUGCUCUUCCUCCUCAUGGUGUUCGGGUGCGCCAGCCGCGCGCUCCAGAUGUUCUCCAAGGGUUCUGCGGUGGCGGUGAGCGGCUCAGCCAGGCAGACGGUUCUCGCUUUAGUGAUGACCGCGCUGUUGGCCGUGUACGGGCUGCUAAACGCCGCGCAGCCGCCGCGGGUGGUGGAGGUGGAGGUUCCUCUGGAGAAGCUGCCGGCUUCGAUGGACGGCCUCAAGCUGGUGCUGCUCUCAGAUAUCCACUUAGGACCAACAGUCGGGCGCUCACAACUACAGCGCAUCAUCACCAUGGUCAAUCAGCUAGAACCAGAUGUGGUGGUGAUCGUAGGUGAUUUGACCGACUCUCAGGUGACCCGUUUGAGGACCGCUGCAGAACCGCUGGCUCUCCUCAGACCUCGACUCGGCUCGUACUUCGCGACAGGGAACCAUGAGUACUACACCGCCGAUGUGGACGGCUGGUUCGAGUUCCUGCGCUCGAAGGGGAUAGAACCUCUUCACAACAGCCAUGCUCGAGUGUUCAGACCCGGACAAACGCAGGACUGGAUCUGUCUCGCCGGAAUCGACGACCUGGAAGCCACCAUGCUGCGGUAUCCUGGUCACGGGAUGGAUGUUGAGAAAGCUCUGAGUGGUUGCAGUGCAGAACGUCCGAUUGUUCUCCUGGCUCAUCAACCUCACGCUGCUAAACAAGCGCUCCAGCAAAGACCAGACAUCAACUUAGUGCUGUCAGGUCACACUCAUGCUGGUCAGCUCUUCCCUCUCACUCUCCUGGCGUUCCUGGUGAAUCCGUACUUCUGUGGACUUUACCGCAUCUCGGAGCACACCACGAUCUACGUUACUCCCGGAACGGUUUAUUACGGCAUUCCAAUGAGAAUCGGCAGCCGUGCAGAGAUCACACAGAUCACACUGAAAUCUGCCUGAGUGUAUAUGCACGGAUACACACACACAUACACACACACACACACACACUUGAUUGUAUACUAGAAGAUGCCACUAAAACAACAGCACUUUUUUUAGCUCACUGGUUUAACGGUAAACCCAUAAUAUGAUACGUCAUAACAAUUUGUUGUUUACGUUUCUCACCACGCAUCAUACUCAUUCCUUCAUUCAUCUUCAGGAAUUUAUAAUUCCUACCCCUACAUUCACGCUAGCGAGCGACAAAGCUACGUGAUCGUUCAUUUUCUACGUACAGACGUGUCACAGUGCCGUGACUUGAACAACAAAGCAACACUUAAUCUGAGAUUUUCUCAAUCAAUUCUAUGCAAAUUAGAUUGGAAACACUAAAGAAGCAACAAAUUCAAACGGCUCGAAUGAUUCCUCGGACCAAAUCCUACGGCGCAUGUGGACCGGCGCGUCUCAUUUACUGUCAAAAAUUGAGGAAACCACCGUGACUUAUAAGUGGGGUUUCAUCGUAUCCUCUUGUAUACGAGCUCUCAUUAUCAUUAAAUGUGUAUAGAGACAUUAUGAAGAAAAAUAAAGCUUGGAAGGAAGUAGAAGAGAUCGUUGAUGCCUCUGGUGAGUUUACGUAGCUGGUACAGUUAGCUCGCUUUUCUAAUCUGAGAACGAACAAGUACAAAGUCGAGCACAUAACAUAAAAAUCAAACUUAAGUACACUUUAUAAAAAAAAAAAAACUGGUGUGUAUAUAUCGUAGAGUGGGCUAUGGGCUAUCCGUUUUGACUACUACUGUUUGUCAUUGGAACUAAAAAAUAUAUAUAAUGCUGGACAGGCCACGCCCACAAUCAACAACAGAAGCAGUCAACCAAAAGAGAGAAACUACAAGUGACACGAGUGAUUUUUUACUUGAUAGUGUGAAUGUAGGUGAACAGGGUGGCGUGGUCCUGCCUUCGAUCCUGAGCUCAGGUUACUGUCUGUGUUCUCCGUGUCCAUGUGGGUUUCCUGUGGGUUCUUAAGUUUCCUUCCGACUCCCAAAAACAUGUUUGUAGGUGGAAUGAUGAUGCUAAAUUGCUCAUAGGUGUAAACGUGUAAAUGUAAAUGUGUGUGCUUGACGUCAUGUGAUGAAAAUGGCGUCCUAUCCAGGGUUAAGUUCCACCUCACAUCCAGUGUUCCUGAGAUAGACACUGGAUCCACUGCGACCCUGAACAAGAUGAAGUGUUUCCUGAAGAUGAAUGAAUGAAUGACCAUUUGUUGUCUAACAUUUUCAUACAGUUUCAUCAAAUUUCCUUUAGAUAAAAGCUUAGAUAAAAAUGAACGCCAAGAACGUUCCAGUAAUUUGUGAUAGAAUGAGCCCAGAGGAGCCCAUUUUAAGGAUCAAAAAUUUUAAGGAUUCGUUGCAAAGUCUGUUAUCCAGAACAUCUUCUAUCAGAUACCGAAGCUAUAGUGAACCGCAGUAAGAACUCUUUACGUUGUCAUAUACAGACUUAAUUCAACUUCAAUCAGGGUUCCUGGUGUAUAGUUAGGAUUAUUUAAUUGCCAUUGGUUUGAUUUAUAGAUAUGAUAUGGUUAUUGUUUAUUAUUGCUGACUUAUUAAUAUUCACGACUGGCAGUGAAGAUUUACAAAUAAAGCCAAUUUUAGACUGCAAUUUCAGCGGCGUUUUAAAAAUUAUUACUCAUCACACUGUAAGAGAUCAUAAUAAACUCUGUUCUGAAUUCUCUAA